CUUCCAAUAUCUAAUCUUGUAGUGCGAUUCUUUGCGGUGUAGCCGAAGGAGCAAAGUCCCAAAAGCCAGUUCUGUCAAUUUCCUCCCUCGAUCGAUUUCGAUCGUCGCCGUCGCUCUCCGCCAUUGGCCGCCGCGGCCCGGCUCGAUCGGAGCAGCAUCUGUCCCCAGCGACGCGUGGCCUUCUCGAGCGGUGGGGCGGGCCAGGAAGGAGGAAUGGCGGAGAAGGAGAAGAAGUUCGUGAGAGUGGCGCCCUUCGAGUGUGCUUGGAGCGAGGAUUUGAUGUUCCGGGAAGCCGGGAGGGGUUGUGUUGCUUUCGAAGCCUCCGCCCGCAAUGAUGUGACCGUGGUGUUCCGGGAGAACGUCGGCAGCCAGCACUACCAUUACAAGAGGGACAACAGUCCUCACUAUACGGUGAUUCUUGGCAGUCACAGGAACCGCCGUUUCAAGAUUGAGGUGGAUGGGAAAACCGCCGUGGAUGAGGCGGGCAUGGCCCUUUGCAGCUCUUCGGCGUUUCAGAGCUACUGGAUCAGCAUAUAUGACGGGCUGAUCAGCGUUGGCCAGGGUCGGUACCCUUUUCAGAAUCUGGUUUUCCAGUGGCUGGACACCAACCCGAAUCGCAGUGUUCGGUAUGUUGGGCUUAGCAGCUGGGACAAGCAUGUUGGAUAUAGGAAUGUCAGUGUCUUGCCAUUAACACAACAUCCCAUCUCACUCUGGAAGCAGGUGGAUUGGAGUGAGCACAAAGGGGAGGAGGGGAAAGAUGAUGAGGAAUUGGGAGAAGAAUGUUCGGAUUAUGAGAAGUGGGGACUAGAAAAUUUUCUGGAGAGCCCAGAACUGUCUGAUGUGAAUUUUAUCGUUGGAGAGGAUGAAAAGCGUGUCCCUGCUCACCGGGUCAUCUUGGGUAUCUGUGGUAACUUAAGUUCUUGUUCAUCAAGUGAUGUUAUUUUUCUCCGAGAUGUUGAAUAUCCUAUCCUGCAUUCUCUUCUUCAGUAUGUGUACACCGGACAUACACAGGCUGCAGAGUCUGAGCUUGGUUCUCUGAUGGCACUAGCCUUACAAUUUGAGGUGCUGCCCCUGGUUAAGCAGUGUCAGGAAAUGAUGGAUCGUUUUAAGUCAAAUAAAAAAUUGUUUAACUCUGGUAAGAAUGUGGAGUUAUCAUAUCCAAGCUCAAGGCCCCAUUCUACAGUUUUCCCCUUUGGGCUCCCAGUCUACAUUAAGAAGCUCAAACAGUUGCCUAUAACUGGUGAACAUAGUGAUGUAAAAAUCAACAUUGAUGGUAAUCGUUCAGCUGCCCAGGCACAUAAAAUUAUUCUUAGUUUGUGGAGCAUCCCAUUUGCAAAGAUGUUCACCAAUGGAAUGGCUGAGACCAAAUCCUUAGAGAUUUGCUUGAAGGAUGUAUCACCAGAAGCAUUCAGUUAUAUGGUCAACUUCAUGUAUAGUGGCGAAAUUAAUAUGGAAGAUGGUCCAAAUUCUGGGAACUUAUUACUCCAGCUGCUUUUACUGGCUGAUCAGUUUGGAAUCACCCUACUUCAUCAGGAGUGCUGCAAAUUACUUUUAGAAUGGCUCUCUGAGGACUCAAUAUGUCCCAUCCUCCAAGCUGUUUCGAUGAUCCCAUCUUGUAAGCUUAUUGAAGAAACAAGCAAGAGAAAUUUCGCUACACACUUUGAUUAUUGUACAACAGCGAGCAUGGACUUUAUCUUGUUAGAUGACACAACUUUUAGCCAUAUUAUUCAGCAUCCAGACUUGACUGUGACGUCUGAAGAGAGGGUUCUCAAUGCAAUUUUAAUGUGGUGCAUGGAGGCAAAGAAAUUACUUGGUUGGGAAGCGGUGGACGAGCUCAUGAACCCUUUAACACCUGAAGUCAAUUUUUCUGACAGGCUUCACUUACUAAAUGAUUUGUUGCCCUUUGUGCGAUUUGCCUUGUUACCACGUGCAUUGCUUAAGAAGUUGAAGAUGAGCAACCUCAGCAAACGCAUUCCUAUUCUUGGCAAUCUUGUCACGGAGGCCCUCAACCAUACAGAAAUGGGGUUGGCAAAUAUAGGGACUGACAAAAGAUUCCAACAUAGGCGAUCUAGUUUUAAGGAACUUCAACACAUAAGUGAUGGUGACAGCAAUGGGGUCAUGUACUUUGCGGGCACGUCAUAUGGGGAACAUCAGUGGGUCAAUCCUGUCAUUGCAAAGAGGAUUUUUAUUACCGCUAGUAGCCCCAUUUCAAGAUAUACUGAUCCAAAAGUUUUGGUCUCAAGAAAUUUUCAGGGUACAUCUUUCGCUGGGCCUCGGAUAGAAGAUGGACAUAACUGCUCAUGGUGGAUGGUAGACAUUGGCGAAGAUCAUCAGCUAAUGUGCAACUAUUACACCCUCAGACAGGAUGGCUCAAGGGCAUACAUGAGGUCCUGGAAACUUCAGGGCUCUGUGGAUGGGAACUCGUGGACAGACUUGAGAGCACAUGAUAACGACCAGACCAUCUGCAAGCCUGGGCAGUUUGCGUCGUGGCCCAUAACCGGCCUUAAUGCUCUCCUUCCUUUUAGAUACUUUAGGUUUGUUUUGACUGGUCCCACGACCGGUGCAUCAAACCCCUGGAACUUCUCCAUUUGCUUCUUGGAGCUCUAUGGCUAUUUCCGCUGAAGUGAUGGGGACUAAUGUGUCUGCAGGCGUGUUUCUUGUAGAUAAAUGAAUAAAACCACCCCCUUCCCCAAAAAAAAAAGAUGGUGCUGGACUUGUAUAAUUGUCCACUGGGGGAUAGCCUCAUCUCACACGGAACUGAGUGGUUUCAUCGUGUCAUUCAUGCCAUGUGUUUGGACAUCUUGAAUAUUAGCAAAGUCAAACAGAUGAACAGCUUUUACCGGGUGUUCCCAUCAAGCGGUUGUGAUUGCCGCUCCAUAGCAUUUGUUCUGUUCUUUUUGGCCGACAUUCCAGUGGUUUCAAUGAGUUUAAAAGUGAGAACACUUGAACAAA
This is a messenger RNA of Eucalyptus grandis, 2952 nucleotides long. RefSeq names its product BTB/POZ domain-containing protein At2g30600. NCBI's taxonomy places the organism in Eukaryota, Viridiplantae, Streptophyta, Magnoliopsida, Myrtales, Myrtaceae. The record is from RefSeq and is a predicted model, not a curated record. The coding region runs from base 214 to 2622 and encodes 802 amino acids. Gene Ontology annotation, molecular function: protein binding. The transcript is spliced from 13 exons.